Molecule: messenger RNA, 1076 nt
Organism: Dendronephthya gigantea
Lineage: Eukaryota; Metazoa; Cnidaria; Anthozoa; Malacalcyonacea; Nephtheidae
Product: zinc finger protein 182-like
Exons: 2
Coding region: 162-1076 (304 amino acids)
Cellular component (GO): nucleus
Source: RefSeq, a predicted model, not a curated record
CUAUUGUCAAGCCGAACUGCCGAAGAUACAUUUCGCCAUGAAAUAGCGUUGAAAGCCGGUGUGUAAAAGUGUAAUCUUUUGGGAACACGAUAGGUCCUUGAAUGUACCCCCCUCUCAUCCGCGUUUUCCUCGGUUGAUACAAGAUCAAUAGGUGUCGAAAUAUGUCAAAUAAUACCAGCAGUGAAGAAUUACAUAAAUGUCGGGUCUGUUGUAAAACAUUUAGCCGUCGAACGUAUCUCGUAUUGCACGAAAAGAUUCAUGGUGAAAAAUCCUACAAAUGUGACAUUUGCGGCAAAGCCUUUAGUCAGCCCGCUGGGCUGUGGAUCCACAAGAAGCACCAGAGUUGCUUGAAACGAAACUCUUCUAGCGAAAGUCGCGCCGAAACUGAUGAACAAGGUGGGAAGGAAAAAAGUAGUGUUGAAAAACGGCACGAGUGUGAUAUCUGCAACAAACGCUUCUCGCAAAAACAUUUGUUAAGUUAUCAUAUGAGAACGCACACUGGCGAAAAUCCUUAUCCAUGUACAACAUGUGGCAAAACGUUUCGGGGAGCAGUUACCUUAAAGUACCAUGAAAGAACACAUACUGGACAAAAGCCUCACACUUGCAUUUUCUGUACGAAGUCGUUUACUCAGUUGGGACCACUGAGGGCGCAUUGUAGAAAAGAACAUCAGUCAGACAGGAUUUAUGAAUGUGAUGUUUGCAAGGAAAAAUUCGAGAAAUUUCUGGAAUUAUCCUCACACAAGAAAACACAUUUGGAAACUUGUACUGACUCUCAAUGUGGAGAUGUUGGUAUAUCUAAUACUGAGCGUGUGAACGCUUCGAUUCAUGUAACAAACGUUUGUUGCCAAAAUUUAGAUAAAUUGAAGAAAAUAGACCAAGAUUCCGAUCCAGAUGCAGUCAAAACUCCCACAAGCAGUAAAAGAGAUGCACCCGAACCUAGUAGCGAAAUUAACAGCAAAAAAAGGAAAAGAAAGGUUCAGGCCAAGUCUUCUCCUCGUCGCAAGAUUCGUUUAAAUAAAUCAGUUGGAGAGGCCGUAAUCCGAAGCUAUACAGAAGGAGAAAACUGUCCUGGUUAA